Messenger RNA from Dromiciops gliroides (monito del monte), 420 nucleotides. Its product is annotated as methyl-CpG-binding domain protein 2-like. The transcript is spliced from 3 exons. Bases 1 to 396 code for a protein of 131 amino acids. Lineage: Eukaryota; Metazoa; Chordata; Mammalia; Microbiotheria; Microbiotheriidae. The record is from RefSeq and is a predicted model, not a curated record.
AUGGCCGAGGGGGCGGGGAUCGGGGAGAGAAGCAGCUACCAAAAGGGACGGGAGAAGGAAGGAGAUGGAACACGGCUGCGGAGGAGGGAGGAGGGAGGAGGAAGGAGAGAGGAAGCAAGAGGCAGGGGAGAGGAGUGGGGGGCGACUGGGGGCGGUGGUUCCUGUAGCGCCGGCUCACUUGGUACGCGCCUGCCCCGCCCCUGCCCCGCCCCCGUCCCCAGCCUCUGCACCGAGCCUCUGCAGCAGGCAGGAAGUCCUAAGCCGCCUGGCCUCGGGAGCUGGGCGAGGGGCGGGUGCCUUGAGUGUAGAAAGCCAGGAACACCCAGCGGGAGCUCUCCAGAACGUACACCAUCCUCCUCAGGUUCAAGGUUGGUGGUACAGCGGAUAGAGUGCUGAGCCUGGACUCAGGAAGACCUGAGC